AAUUAAUGUUUAUCUCUCGUUUAAAUUACUCCCACGAUCCCCGACGGUGAAGUAGAUGAAGAAGUUGUGUUUGAUUGGGAGCCCCUUUCCUUUCGUGAUCUACAAUAAUGAGUUGCAGUUGACCCUAACCCAGCUCCUUGGUUACUCUUUACCCUUGUCCCUAAUUUUUAUUUUAUUUUAUUUAUUUUUAUUUAUGAUUUUUUCCUGGUGUGGUGCUCACUCCCUUCUCACUCUCUCUCUCUCUCUCGCUCUCACAAUAAUCUCUCCUCUCUGCGUUGGGUCUCUAUAUCCCCUGCGCGUCUCUCUCUCUCUCUUUCUCGUUGCAUUUCUUUCUCUUUCACUUCCCUCUCCUCAUUUCUUCUCUCCGCGUCUUUCUCUUUCUCCCUCUUUUCCUUUUGAGCGUCGUCAACCAACCCAAACCUCUCUCAUUCUCCGUUACAAACACUUUCUUCUCUGCAAUGUUGAGAAGAUCUCCGUUCUUGGAGCUCAGCCUCCUCCUUCUCUGCUUUGCUCUGGUACUUCCUUCGCUGUCUCUCGCCGAGUCAGAUCGGCUCGAAACCGCCAACUCCACCGAGUCCAAUGUCUCUCUUUCUAAGCCCAAAGAAGGCAGCUUCGCGCACAUGAUUGAUCAAGCUCUGGCCAACGAGUUCCCCGAGAACGAUCAGCCCGAAGCGGCUGAUGCUGGAGGCUUCAAUAACAGUGUAGCCGAACAGCAGGCAGUUCUGGAAACUGUAGCCAGAGUUAAGACGAAGAAAAAUGACACAAAAGAGGAAAAGUCAUUUCAACUGCAUCAUGUUUUUAAUCUGGAUAAUGAAAAUAGAGCAGAAGACACUCCAACUUUGAUAGAUCGGAAGGACAACGUCUUUAUUAUAUCUAAUUUCAAAUCAAAAUAUCCAGUUCUGCAGCUAGACUUGCGAUUGAUAUCCGAUUUGGUAGUUGUUAUUGUGUCAGCAACUUGUGGUGGCAUUGCCUUUGCUUGUGCUGGACAGCCGGUUAUUACUGGCUAUUUGCUAGCGGGAUCUUUUAUUGGACCUGGAGGCUUUAACUUUGUCAGUGAAAUGGUCCAAGUUGAAACGGUGGCUCAGUUUGGUGUAGUUUUUCUUCUUUUUGCGCUAGGCCUGGAGUUCUCCACAACGAAGCUUCGAGUUGUUCGAGCAGUUGCUGUUCUUGGGGGCCUGCUUCAGAUUUUCCUAUUUAUGUGCCUGUGUGGUAUUACAGCCUCGUUAUGUGGUGGUAAAGUUUCUGAGGGGGUAUUUGUUGGUGCAUUCCUUUCUAUGUCUUCAACAGCAGUGGUAUUGAAGUUUUUGAUGGAAAAGAACUCUAUUAAUGCCCUUCAUGGCCAAGUUACCAUUGGCAUCCUUAUUCUGCAGGACUGUGCCGUAGGUUUGCUGUUUGCUUUGCUUCCAGUACUGGGGGGGACUUCUGGUGUUCUUCAAGGAGUGAUGUCCAUGACUAAACUGUUGGUGGUAUUAAUUUCAUUUUUGGCUAUUCUGACAAUAUUAUCUCGUACUUGUGUCCCUUGGUUACUUAAACUGAUGAUAAGCCUAUCAUCACAGACCAAUGAACUAUAUCAAUUGGCAUCAGUUGCGUUCUGCUUGCUUGUAGCCUGGUGUAGUGAUAAGCUGGGGCUGAGUCUAGAACUUGGUUCCUUUGCUGCUGGAGUGAUGAUAUCAACAACUGAUCUUGCACAACAUACACUCGAACAAAUUGAACCCAUUCGCAAUCUUUUUGCUGCUCUUUUUCUGGCCAGCAUUGGGAUGUUGAUCCAUGUUCAGUUUCUCUGGAACCACGUGGAUAUAUUACUAGCAUCAGUUAUUCUGGUGAUCAUCAUAAAAACAAUAAUAAUUGCCACAGUUGUCAAGGGAUUUGGUUACAACAACAAGACUGCGAUUCUUGUUGGAAUGUCUCUGGCACAAAUAGGGGAAUUUGCUUUUGUUCUUCUCAGUCGUGCUUCUAAUCUUCAUCUAGUUGAGGGAAAAGUGUACCUGUUGCUUCUUGGGACUACAGCUCUUAGUCUGGUGACAACUCCUCUGCUUUUCAAGCUUAUUCCUGCAGUCGUGCACCUUGGCGUGCUGUUGCGGUGGUUCUCCGCUGACAGUUCUAUUGAGAUUAUAUUUAAAGGAGAUAAUCUCCGCUCGGAAAGUGGAAAGCAGCGUGUUAUAUUGAUUGACAAGGAACCUCAUGAUUCGUGAAUACUAAAAAAUAUAUAUGAAGUGAAAGGGAAUUUCAGAGUUAUAUGACAAGUUAUACUUUAGGCCCCCAUCCUCCUUUCCCAACAGUGUGACAGAAGUUGAUUGGAUUGCUGUUCUCUAGAGUCUAUUACAAGGCUUUUCCACGAGAGUUGCUGGUUACCUGUUACUGAUCAGACUAGAAAUCAGCCACCCAAUUUGAACCAAAGAAAUGCAGAAACGGGAAAGAGGUAAUCUAACUGGUGAAAAGGAGUAACAGAUGAAGCUCUAUCUAUGAUUCAUUCGUCUCCACUGCGGGACAUUUGUGGAGACCCUAUUCUUUCCAAGUGUAACAUAGUUUCAAUUUUGUAAUCUUCUAAAGUAAAUCGUGAUUCAUAGGUCUCCUCCAAGAGAGUAGAAUUUUGAACCUUUUUUUUUUUUUUUUUUUUGUGAUGUACAAAACAGUACCGAACUGUAUUUCCUUUUCUAUUCUCGAAAUUUUUUAGUUUUGUAGUAUGAUAUCUGAUACACAGCCUCUGGUUUGUUGUAACAUAAUCUGAAAGAAAAAUGAUUAAAAAAAAAAUGGUCCCUUGUGGUUUGGAUUUUUAAUUUUAUCAAGUACUUCGUUGACUUUUUAAGUUCAA
This is a messenger RNA of Corylus avellana, 2812 nucleotides long. RefSeq names its product K+ efflux antiporter 6 (gene KEA6). NCBI's taxonomy places the organism in Eukaryota, Viridiplantae, Streptophyta, Magnoliopsida, Fagales, Betulaceae. Gene Ontology annotation, cellular component: membrane. The record is from RefSeq and is a predicted model, not a curated record. Gene Ontology annotation, biological process: proton transmembrane transport; potassium ion transmembrane transport. Gene Ontology annotation, molecular function: potassium:proton antiporter activity.